AUGAACCACAGCCACCGGCACCAGGCGGGCAGCAGCUGCCUGGGCACCAUAGAGGUGAAGAGCAAGUUUGGAGCUGAAUUUCGUCGGCUUUCACUGGAAAGAUCAAAACCCGGAAAGUUUAAGGAGUUUUAUAGAUUACUGCAACAUGUUCAUAAGAUACCCAGUGUUGACGUUUUAGUAGGCUAUGAAGACAUCCAUGGAGAUUUACUACCUAUAAAUAACGAUGAUAAUUAUCACAAAGCUGUUUCAACGGCCAACCCGCUGCUUAGGAUUUUUAUACAAAAAAGGGAAGAAGCAGACUACAGUGCCUUUGGUACAGACACACUAAUAAAGAAGAAGAAAGUUUUAACGAAUAUGUUGCGUCCUGACAACAAAAGAAAAAAGCCACACAUAGUCAUUAGUAUGCCCCAGGACUUCAGAUCUGUGUCUUCUAGUACAGACGUGGAUAUUCUCCCAGAAACACAUCGUAGGGUCCGUCUUUACAAAUAUGGCACUGAGAAACCCCUAAGAUUGCACAUCCGGGAUGGCUCCAGUGUCAGGGUGACACAGCAUGACUUAGAGAGUCCAGGGAUCUUUAUAUCCAGACUUGUGCCAGGAGGUCUGGCUCAAAGCACAGGACAAUUAGCGGUUAAUGAUGAAGUUUUAGAAGUUAAUGGCAUAGAAGUUUCAGGGAAGAGUCUAGACCAAGUAACUGAAAUGAGGAUUGCAAACAGCCACAACCUCAUCAUCACAGUGAGACCAGCAAACCAGAGGAAUAGCAUCAUGAGUAACAGUCGCACUUCUGGCAGCUCCGGCCAGUCUACUGACAACAGCCUUCCUGGCCUGCCACAGCAGAUACAACUGAGCUUUGAGCCAGAGGAUGAAGACAGUGAUGAAGAUGACAUUAUUACUGAAGAUAAUGGUGUGCCACAGCAGAUCCCUAAGGCCGUUUGUAACACUGAGAACCUAUCAUUAACGCAAAUAGAGCUCAGUUUUGAAUCCAGACAGAAUGGUUUUAUUCCUUCUAAUGAAGUAAACUUAGCACCCAUAGCAAGUGGCACAAAUACAGAAUUUGAAACACGUGCUCCAGAUCAAAAACUCUUAGAAGAAAAUGGAACAAUCAUAACACUGUGA
This is a messenger RNA of Balaenoptera ricei (Rice's whale), 1113 nucleotides long. RefSeq names its product partitioning defective 6 homolog beta-like. Lineage: Eukaryota; Metazoa; Chordata; Mammalia; Artiodactyla; Balaenopteridae. Gene Ontology annotation, molecular function: protein kinase C binding. Gene Ontology annotation, biological process: establishment or maintenance of cell polarity; regulation of cellular localization; centrosome cycle. The record is from RefSeq and is a predicted model, not a curated record. Gene Ontology annotation, cellular component: apical plasma membrane; nucleus; cell cortex.